Messenger RNA from Penicillium subrubescens, 225 nucleotides. RefSeq lists its product as uncharacterized. The transcript has a single exon. NCBI's taxonomy places the organism in Eukaryota, Fungi, Ascomycota, Eurotiomycetes, Eurotiales, Aspergillaceae. The record is from RefSeq and is a predicted model, not a curated record. Bases 1 to 225 code for a protein of 74 amino acids.
AUGUCUCAGCAACCAGGUGGCAGGUGUUAUGUCAACACUCUCCCCGUGCCAUUGUACAUCGCCAUUCCGCUUCUGCUCGUUCUCAUUCCUGUGGUGCCCGUCACCUUAUUAUGGGUGGUGGGCAGCGAGAAAGUUCACGAUUGGAAGGACAAGAGGAAGAAUAAGAAAAGGCAAAAGCGAGAGGCAGCCGAGAAGGAGAUUAAGCUAUCUGCGAACGACUCCUAA